UACACAAACUCUCUAAUGGGAGAUCCAGCGCGGAAAUUAAACUAAGUGCGAAAUGUGUUCCCUGCUAAAUACCAUCGCGCCUGCCAUAUGGACAUCUGUUUUCUCUCAGUAUGAAGCUGCUCUCGGUUUAAAGGCAAAUAAGAUGAAACCAGACAAGAAAAAAGAUUUGUUGGUUCUUGACAAAUGGUUCCAGACUGAGCUACCAAAGCUGAUAGAAAGCAGAAGUCCUAAACAUGUCACACAUGAAGAGCUCUGCAAGUUGAUGAAAUGGAAGUUAACAAGAGGCAAGUUUCGACCUCGUCUCACAGAGAUGGUUGCAAGCAACUCUGAGGAUGAGGUGGUGGCAGCUAGCACAAAAGCAUUCAAGGCCUUGCCUAAUAUAUCGGCCGCGAUACAGGCACUCAGUGUUUUGAAAGCUGUUGGUCCAGCAACUGCUUCAGCAGUACUAGCGGCUGGUUCCCCACAGAAUGCUGCCUUCAUGGCGGACGAGUGCUUGUUGGCAUUUCCAGGGUUACAGCCUAUUAAAUAUGAUCUACCUUUCUACAUGGCAUAUAUUGACAAAGUAAAGCCUAUUUGCAAACAAUUGAACAAAGAUAACCCUGAUGCUGGCUGGACUCCCCACAAGGUGGAGUUGACCCUGUGGACCUAUCAGAUGAUCCAUGCCUUGGACCCUGCUCUCUCAGCCUCUCUCAUGGAGGAAUCACACGCAGACAGGGAACCACCACGCAAAAAGCAGAAAAAAUAGAUUUCGACAUAUCAAUUUGAAAAAAAAGCUAGUGGAAAAAAGGUUUUGUGCAAGAAAAUUUAGAAGGAAGAUAUUAUCAGAAAAGCAAACCAAAACGGUAAAUGUUUGGUAUUGCUUGUUUAAAUUCAAGAGUUGUGCUAAUAAAAUCACUUGCAGUAAACUGUAUACAUGUAUUUUCUGGGGCAGAUUGUACAUACUGGAAGACUGUGAGUCUUCCAAGUGUUUGGAGUAAAACAAAUAUGUAACAUAAAUGUGUUGAAACUUAAUGACUAGUACUUACAAUAAACAAUAAAAAGCUUAAAAGUGCAGGAACACAUAAGAAUAAAUUAGAAUGGCAAGGAAUAAAACCUGACUUUUUGACAGGAUGUGCCAACAUCUUAGCUGUUUAUGUUGAACAUGUUUCACACUUGUAUUUCCAGUAGUGUUUACUUGCUCUGAUUACAGCAUUGUAACCUUCAA
Messenger RNA from Dreissena polymorpha, 1204 nucleotides. RefSeq lists its product as uncharacterized. The record is from RefSeq and is a predicted model, not a curated record. The transcript has 5 exons. Lineage: Eukaryota; Metazoa; Mollusca; Bivalvia; Myida; Dreissenidae. The coding region runs from base 53 to 745 and encodes 230 amino acids.